Molecule: messenger RNA, 603 nt
Organism: Aspergillus mulundensis
Lineage: Eukaryota; Fungi; Ascomycota; Eurotiomycetes; Eurotiales; Aspergillaceae
Product: iron-sulfur cluster assembly protein CIA2
Exons: 2
Coding region: 1-603 (200 amino acids)
Biological process (GO): iron-sulfur cluster assembly
Source: RefSeq, a predicted model, not a curated record
AUGUCUGAAAUGCAGAAUUCGAACCCGACCAUAAUCAAUAGCGCCGACCUCCCUACACGCCUUCGGCGCACUGUUCCUCACAAGAGUAGCGCAUAUGGAAGCGAUUUCUUCGCAUCGGCGCUUCCCUCACUUGCGGUCGACACUCUAUCUGACUACUCACCGUCGUCUUCGGGAUCUGACAGUGACGAUGAUCUGAUGGAAGAGCCUAUAGACGAGCAAGAAAUUUAUGAUCUUAUCUCAACCAUAUCUGAUCCCGAACAUCCCAUCUCCCUGGGGGCUUUGGCAGUAGUGUCGCUCCCGGACAUUUCCGUCAAGCCCGCUCUGCCGGGUGUACCGGAUUCGCCUCUUCGCACUGUCACUGUUCUUAUUACACCGACCAUCACACACUGCAGUCUUGCCACUGUUAUAGGUCUUGGUGUUCGCGUGCGACUUGAACAAUCACUCCCACCACGAUUCCGUGUGGACGUGCAGAUUAAAGAGGGGACACAUAGCACCGCUGAUGAGGUGAACAAACAACUUGCUGAUAAGGAAAGAGUGGCUGCAGCACUCGAAAACGGUACGCUCAUGGGUGUUAUCGCAAAGAUGCUUGAGACGUGUCAGUGA